Molecule: messenger RNA, 3061 nt
Organism: Daphnia carinata
Lineage: Eukaryota; Metazoa; Arthropoda; Branchiopoda; Diplostraca; Daphniidae
Product: thioredoxin domain-containing protein 3-like
Exons: 7
Coding region: 922-1935 (337 amino acids)
Source: RefSeq, a predicted model, not a curated record
CUACCGAUUCGAUCCUUUUCAACACGUGUAUAUCUUGUGUCGCUUUUUGUUUAUUUUCUGCAAAAAUCGGUUUAGAUAUUAUUUUUGUUGUGCACGUAUUUUUCGAUAACGGAAAACAUCUUCCCAAUGUUAUCCUAUCGAUACUUGUUGUUACGUGACAAUCGGACCAACGUUAAAGAAUUUACAACAAAUUCACACGCCUACUUAGAGAUGUGCAUUUAUGUAGGAAAUCUGGCGCAUUUUUUGGGGAUCGUGAUUUUCAAAAAGAUUCGUGCGCCAUCGAUUACACAGUUGUCAAAUGUCGCAUACAAAGAGUAGAGAAAAAGUUUGAUAAUGAUUCUUAUAGCAAGCGAGUGUCGUACGAUUUAGUGUAUGCACGCGAGCGUGAUCCAUUUUCUCUUCAACAAAAAAACAAAACUCAAUCGAAAGUUGACGAUUUUUUUUGCCCGUCAAACCGUUCUGUAAAACCUUUCGUUGUUGUCCAUGUUUUUAUGUAUUUUGGGAAUCCUGGUCGUACAUUAUAAGAAAUGCAAUCAGCCGUCAACCGAAAUAUGGUAAACAAGCCGAGUGCGUGUGAGUGGGAAUGCGACAUGGCCUUUGACUCAUGUCUUUCCCCCUUUGUCACAAGCCCACUUGAGAGAGGCAGAAAAAGAAACAAUUUCGGAUGGAACAACAGAUUCUUGGUCCUUUACAUAUAUUGCACAUAGCGCAUGUUGGAAGGACGGACUCGGUUAUUGUAAUUUUCUUUUUUGCCCUUCCUGUUAGAGAUAGUUGUGUGCACCCUAAAAACUAUAAAAACUUGAACGAAAUCAGGUACUGAAGUCCAGUCGCUGUCAGAGUGUGAGUGACACUCUUUAGCACCGUUUGACGUAUGUACAGUAUAAAUAUUUCUUUUGAUUCAUUUAAUUGUGAUUUAUCAGCAUGGCCGACAUGAGUGUUUUUGUACCUAAGAAGAUGGCAGAAUGGGAGAGGAAAGUGGAUCAUUUAAUUUGGCAAAUUGAAGUGGCCUCCGAUGAAAAAUGGGAAGAACUCGUCAAACUUCGAGGCCUCGUGGUGGUGGAUGUAUAUUCCGAGUGGUGCGGCCCGUGCACAGCCAUGGCUAAUUAUUUAAAAGAGAUUAAACUUUUAUUAGGGGAUGAUCUUCUUCACUGUGCCCUGGCAAAAUCAGAUAAGAUCAGCCAACUUGCCAAAUUCCGGGGCCGAAGCGAACCAACGUGGCUAUUUUUGGCCGGAGGAGAACCUGUUGUGUUAAUAAGAGGUGCUAAUGCCCCACUAAUUCGGAAAACGUUAUUGGAAGAACUACAAAGAGAAAAGGAGGUUCUAGAAGGAACCCGUCAAAGAGCUUCGUUAUCUUGGGAUAGUUUUGAUUUGCCUGUUUUCAAGCCUGACACUGAGAAAAAUAAUAAAAUUGUAUUGACCACUGCGCCGGACAAUUGGUGGGAGCUAGAUGGCCUAACUCUACAAGGAUCCUAUCAUCUGAUUACCGAUAAAUUGUUUGCUGCACUAACCAAACGAAACCUGAAAAUCGUAGCACAAUCAGCCGUUCGUCUCAACCAAAAAGAUUGCCUUAUUUUAUGGUUUCCAUCUUCAGUUGAUUAUUUCAGCCUGACCGAAUGGUUUGACGCAACGAUUGAAACACUUAUCGCCGAAGUUGAACCCAAGAUUGUGCUUGAAGAAGAAAUUGUAGAAGAGCUUUCUGAAAAAACAGAAGGAUUAGAAUUGGCUGAGAAAUCACUAGAGUCUGAGGUAAAACCUACCGAUAUCGAACUUAAUAGUGAAGAACCUGAAUAUCAACCUAUAGAAUUUCGCUUAAUAACUGAUCCCGAUGAAAGAGACGCUUUGGUCAAACGUUUGGAAAAGGAAUUGAAAGAUAGCAUAGAUUCUGAAAGUCUCAGAGUGGAAGAAGAUGAUGGUCAAAUUGUGGAAAAUGUUUGAACUUAGCGAGUUAUUGCUACUUUGAGUUAACUUUUAAGUAAAUCCAGCUGUGGAGAAAACAGUUUUACAUAUUAACUUUCCUUUACGAUUUGAAUUCGACUCGAUCUCGAUAGGCAAUUUGUAAAAACCAAAUUGUAUUAAGAAAAUUGCAUUUCGGAAAGUCAUCUGGCAAUGAUUUGCGAGUGUGAAGUCACACCAAAACCGUCCAAAAUAUGUUACCUGCCUGAAAAUUUUGCGCUGGAGUGUAAGGUGGUGAGAAAACUUAGAAUACACGUGUCGUAACCGCAACACGCUAUGGCUAAGUUUUCGUACACUGCAUGUUGCGACCUUCACUGCCCCAUUAACUAUUUCAAUGUUGUUUGGUAUUCAUUUGGCAUUGUUUUCCUUGCCCAAGUGGCAUGUUAACAAUUAUCAUAAACAUGACGACCAAAUUCAGCGUCGAACUAGUUUAAUAGUUGGCAAACGGUGAAAUGUUGAAACAUCGUCUUUCCUUUAAAAAAAUGUUUAAGAUACAGAAAAAAAAUUAAAGUAAACAAAAGUUCUCUGUGAAAAUUUCACCACAUCGUAAAGGUAGAACGUGCUGACAUCCAGGUAGACUGUACUCUUUGGUGAUUGUAGAAUAUUAUUUCAUGAGGAUGCUUGAUGUUCCAUCGUCAUGUCACGAACGCAUCAGAGAAAACUUUCCUUUACUGCAUUCCGUAGCAGACUUUACUUUGCAUUAGGAAGGUGGUCGAUGGGGCUGAAGGUGCAGGGCAAUGCUGGACUUGCACAUGUGAAAUGUAAUCAACCCAUCACGCAGAAGUAAACUGCACAAGUACGUGGCCACAAUAGACGUCGUUACCUCGAACUUUCCGCCUUUUUGUUGUUCUUGCAAUAAAUGGAUUUAACGUUUUCAUUUUUUAGGACACGCUGAACUACUUAACAGAAAAAUUCCAAAUCCAGUGAAAUACGUCGUAGUAAGCUGGGGUAAACUUGAAAGAACACGAGCAAUGUAGAACGACGCCCCGUUUUAGCGAGCUCAGUGCAGAUUUGCAUUCUUGCUCCAAUGUAUAAUGAUCAGGUUCUAUGUUAUGGUAUACACUAUGAUAUACACUAUGUUAGUGGUAAAACGGUCGUUACUGAAACC